Cryptomeria japonica (Japanese cedar) is the source of this 1953-nucleotide messenger RNA. RefSeq names its product probable L-type lectin-domain containing receptor kinase S.5. Gene Ontology annotation, molecular function: ATP binding; protein kinase activity; carbohydrate binding. The transcript has a single exon. Gene Ontology annotation, cellular component: plasma membrane. Gene Ontology annotation, biological process: protein phosphorylation. Lineage: Eukaryota; Viridiplantae; Streptophyta; Pinopsida; Cupressales; Cupressaceae. Bases 1 to 1953 code for a protein of 650 amino acids. The record is from RefSeq and is a predicted model, not a curated record.
AUGGGUUUUCAUGGAAUGCUCUUGCUUUCAGUCAUCAAUGUUUUGCUGGGACAAACCGUAUGUGAGUGCUUCAGUUUUCCGAAUUUCAAUGAAGCGCCUAACAACCUCUUCAUUUUCAACAAUUCCGACAUAGCUUUUGGCGCCUUGCAAGUCACACAGGAAACGCAAAACACCGAUCCACGGUAUUCCAUGGCUAACAGAUCGGGAAGAGUGAUCUACAAUAACGCAUACAAGUUCUGGAGAGAAGAUGGCUUCCCUGUAUCUUUCAACACCACAUUUGUUCUCAAUAUUCAAGUGCCCAAUGGGACUGGUGGCGGCGGAAUGGCGUUUAUCAUAUCUUCUAACAAGAAUGUGAAUGAUAUACCAGCGAACAGUUACGGGCUCUGGAUGGGGCUCUUCAAUUCCGCCAUCAACGGACUCAGCAGCAAUGAAAUGGUAGCGGUUGAGUUUGACACCAGGAAGAACAAUGGCACAAAUGACCCAGACGGCAACCACAUUGGAAUCAAUGUUAAUAGCAUAAAUUCCACAAAAAUAGAGUCUCUUGCAGGAUCGCAGAUCGAUCUGAAGAGCGGCAACGACAUCACGGUGUGGAUACAAUUCAACGGCGUUCAGCAGCAACUUCAAGUUUACAUGGCAAAUGGGUCGUCUCCCAUGCCCUUGCAGCCCCUUCUCUCCGUUACCCUCAAUCUCUCUGGCGUUCUCGGCUCAAAAGUUCAUUUCGGCUUUUCCGCUUCCACAAGCGAGAGCAUCGAGCUCAACUGUGUCAAAUCAUGGAAUCUCACGAUCGAACCAGUGACCUCAAGCUCCAGAAGGGCAUUAACAAUCGCAGUUUCCGGGGUGGCGUGCGCUCUGUUCAUUGCAGCACUGGUGGGCAUAGUCCUAAUAUGUAUAAAGUACCGGAAAUCGCGAGCAGAAGCUGCGGAGGUAGCGGGGACGAUUCAGAAUCUGCCGGGUCAUCUUCGAGAGUUCAAAUUCAAAGAUCUGAAGAAGGCCACGCACAAUUUCAGCAUCGAGUCGCAGCUCGGGCAAGGCGCUUUCGGGUCCGUUCACAAAGCAAUCCUCCCCAAGGACAAAAUCACGGUGGCUGUGAAGCGCAUGUUGAAGGAUUCGAAACAAGUGAAAGGAGAAUUCAUAUCGGAGCUGAGCAUAAUCAACCAGCUGCGCCAUCGGAACCUGGUACCGUUGCUCGGGUGGUGCCACGACAACGGGCGACUGAUGAUGGUGUACGAGUACAUGCCCAAUGGGAGCCUGGAGAAGCACAUUUAUCGAGGCUUACUGGAUUGGGACCAGAGAUACAAGAUUCUUUCGGGUGUGGCCUCGGCAUUGCUUUACCUUCAUGAAGAAUGGGAGAAGCAGGUAAUCCACAGGGAUCUGAAACCCAGCAACAUAAUGCUCGACUCCAACUACGAUGCCCGGCUUGGGGAUUUUGGCCUCGCCCGUUUGCUUGAACACAACCGUGCGACUAACAAGUCGACGAACGUGGCGGGCACAAUGGGUUACAUUGCUCCAGAGUGUUUUCAUACUGGACGGGCGACUGUUCAGUCUGAUAUUUUUGGGUUCGGUGCAGUUGUUCUUGAAGUUGUCUGUGGAAGACCCGUUCACUGGGGAAGAGAGCAGGAUUUAGUUGGUUGGGUUUGGGAGCUGCACCAAGAGAAUAUGCUCAUGGAAGCCGCAGAUUGUCGCAUUAGCUUGGCUGGGGCAGUCUCUGUAAAGGAGGAUGAUAUAAAGGGUUUGUUAAUGGUCGGAUUGGCGUGCUCAAGUCCAAAUCCUGGAGAUCGGCCUACUAUUCGGCAGGUGAAACAGAUGCUGUUGAGGGAAAUGCCGCCGCCAUGGGUUCCUCCAUUUAGACCGUCUUUUAUUUGGCCAUAUCCCAUGUCUGAGGAUAGCAGUUCAAUCAGCCUAGAGAAUAGCUCACCACAGAGCUUCUUUAUGCAGUCGCCUGCUGUCCGUUAA